AUGUCCUUGUUCGGAACGUCGCCAGACGACUCCUCGGCGGCUGAUUCAGCUCAGAGAUCCAAGACUUCCCUCUUCGCCGACGAGCCUUCAUUGGGUGCUGGCAGUGCCAACUUCGGCGGCUCCUCCCUCUUCGCUGAUGACGACAGUCUAGGUUCGCCGUGGAAUAGCAAUACUGGCAAGCGGACAUCCAAGCAGCAGCUCGUCAAGACUCUGCUUCCUGAUUCAGAUGCCCCCGAAAGCUACAUUGAUGCGUAUGACCUUGUAUUGAGUGCGGGGGAAAGAGCGGGCUCCGGUGCUGGCUUAACGUCCGUUCGAGAACUGUUAUCUGGUAGCGGAAUCUCGGCUACGGACCAGGCCAAAAUACUGAAUCUUGUUCUAUCGGGGGAUACGGAUAGAUCGAACGGGCUGGGUCGCGGCGAAUUUAAUGUUCUGCUGGCCCUGAUAGGGCUCGCGCAGGAAGGCGAAGACCUCACUUUCGACGCAGUGGACGAUCGUCGUAAGAAGCUACCCACGCCGACAAGCUCAUACUUGGACGACUUGCGCACAAAGCAAGAGUCCACCAUGUCUGCCCCUUCGAACGAACGCCCUACUACUCCUCCUCCUGCCCCCUCCGCACCAUUCCAAGAACCAGCCUCCGCCCAAUCACGCCGAUCCAAAAGAGAUUCUAUUGGCGGCCUCGAAGCAGAUCCAUGGGGAAGCCCCCAGCUACACCGUGGCCAUGCUCAUGCCCAAACGGAACAUGAGCACAGCACGUUGAACGGUUACGGAAGCGUCCGCUCGGCAACGAAUGCUUGGUCGAAGGCCAGUGAUGGGGCCAAUCCCAAUGAGCACUCCAAUACGAACCGCACCAACGGUCGAUCCGAGGUUCACACUUCUAAUAGUGCCGAGUUUGGAUGGGGGGAUCACUUUGCGCAUUCAUCAGAUGGCGGUGGACUUGGGGGUCCAUCACGGUCUGGACUGGGAGAUUUCGGACGGUCUGGAAGUGAUCACGGCGAAUCGAAUCCCGGUCGACGCUCGUUGAACAUUGGCCAGGUUACAUCACCUCAACUCAAAGAGGCGGUGACAGUGACACUACUCCAGGAGAAGGAAGGGAUGUUCAUGUUUCAGCAUCGUAAUUACGAGGUUAAAUCGGCACGGAGGGGGAGUACAGUGGUUCGACGAUACAGCGAUUUUGUAUGGCUUCUUGAUUGUCUUCACAAACGAUACCCAUUCCGUCAGCUACCUUUACUUCCGCCAAAACGCAUUUCAGCGGAUUCAACUUCAUUUCUCGAAAAGCGCCGGCGCGGCCUCGUACGAUUUACCAAUUCCCUUGUCCAACAUCCUGUUCUCAGCCAAGAACAGCUUGUUAUUAUGUUUUUGACAGUUCCGACGGAACUCUCGGUCUGGCGUAAACAAGCAACGAUAUCUGUACAAGACGAGUUUGCUGGUCGCGUUCUGCCACCAGACUUAGAGGACUCCCUACCGUCUACUCUCAUAGACACAUUUGAUACGGUUAGGAGCGGCGUUAAACGAUCGGCGGAAGUCUACAUCAACCUCUGCACACUUCUUGAACGGCUGGCCAAACGCAAUGAGGGACUCGCCGCGGAUCACCUGCGCUUCUCACUCGCAUUACAGUCUCUCACUGAGAUGACGCGUGACACAUACGCGGUAGAUACCAAUGACGUGCCUCUGCUAAACGAAGGUAUCAAAGCAACGGCGAGACACUUGUCUGCCAGCCAAAGUUUGCUAGAGGAUGAGGCACGGGCAUGGGAAGAUGGGAUGCUGGAAGACCUGAAACGCCAACGGGACAACCUUGUGAGCAUGCGAGAGAUGUUUGACCGGCGGGAUCGGUAUGCACGCAACAACAUCCCGCAGUUGGAGCGACGAAUCGAAACCAAUGAGCGAAGGCUCCAGGAUUUACGAGCAAAGCCUCAGGGAACGGUCAAGCCGGGAGAUAUAGAGAAGGUUGAAGAGUCAAUCUUCAAGGACAAAGAGUCGAUUGUGCAACAACACGCGCGCGGGGUAUUCAUCAAAGAGUGCAUCCGCGACGAGCUGGUCUAUUUCCAACAGACCCAAUAUCACAUCAGCCGGCUGCAUCAGGACUGGAGUCAAGAGCGAGUCAAGUAUUCCGAGCUGCAGGCUGACAAUUGGCGGUCACUGGGUGACCAGGUCGAAGGGAUGCCGCUGGGAGACUGA
Molecule: messenger RNA, 2175 nt
Organism: Aspergillus puulaauensis
Lineage: Eukaryota; Fungi; Ascomycota; Eurotiomycetes; Eurotiales; Aspergillaceae
Gene: mvp1
Product: sorting nexin Mvp1
Exons: 5
Coding region: 1-2175 (724 amino acids)
Biological process (GO): protein targeting to vacuole; retrograde transport, endosome to Golgi
Cellular component (GO): endosome
Molecular function (GO): phosphatidylinositol-3-phosphate binding
Source: RefSeq, a predicted model, not a curated record